GUUCAAUGUUCAAUUUCCAACAUUCCAUUCGCGUGGUGUGCUUUUUAAAGCAACCCUAUCUCUGGCCAGUAUAUUCAAGACAUCAACAGCCACCAUUAUUCGGUACAAUGUGAUGCCUGCUAUUGCGUAAACAAUGCUCAAGAUUGGACACACCCUACCCGUAUAUCAUGCACUAGGCCAUCGAGGAGCAUUCGAUACGGUAUCUAAGAAUUGAAACGCUUUGGAGAUCUUGUUCCGUGUCGUUUCCGCAUCUCUGCGACAGAGUUCAGUCCGGUUGAUCUUGCUCGGCCGAUUUCCUUUUCGAACACAACGGUGAGGCUGCCGGAAAUGUCCGAUCCCGAUUAGGAGCGAAACCUUCCCUAUAAGGUAUGUAAUUGCUUAGUCAUCGAGGAAACUGGGAGAAAUCGCGAGAAUGGGUAGUGUUGUGGCGAAUUGACUCAGGCGUCGAGUGAGAAGGGGUAUUCGUCGACUAGCAUGCCCCCCGCUUGCUCCCGGCUUGCAAAAUAAUAUAUAAAGUCCUGCCCAACGUCAUGUACGUUUCCCUUACUCCUUUCGACCGCGCAUUUGCGCACCGUUCUUAAUUUCGCCCUCCCCCCUUCUUCUCUCCGCCAAACGCCCCCCAUGGAGAGCACCCCUCCCAGUACUACGCCUACGCUGACGGGUAACGACGAUAACGAGGGGCACCACCACCAUCACCACCGUCACCUUCCUCACGUCUCCUAUCCUCACCCAGGCCCCCAUCACGAUCCCACUCAACCUGAUAUCAGUUUCCCUUUCCAAACUACCAAUGUUCAGGAAGGAGGUUUCACGGACGAGUACCGUGUAGUAUCCGACACUGGUCUCAUUUCCGCCGAUAAGGCGUUGCGACCGAUACCAUCUCACAUCUCGAUAACUCCGCCUGCACUUCGGGAUCCAGAGAAAGCAGAGCAACUCAAGAAGGUCAAGCUAGUCACUUUCCUCGAAAACGAUCCGGAGGAUCCGCGAAACUAUUCUAAAGGCUACAAAUGGUUUCUCACGGGAAUAUGCGCCCUUUCUGUCGUUUCUGCUGCGUUCGCCAGUGCAGUUAUCUCUGGUGAUUUUGCGGAUCUCGAAGAGGAGUUUGAUAUUGGCAUAGUUGUAGUCUCUCUCACGGUUAGUCUCAUGGUCUGCGGAUUCGGUGUUGGACCUCUCAUAUGGGCACCAAUGAGUGAACUCAUCGGUCGACGGCCUGUUUGGAUUGUCCCAACGUUCAUCUACGUUCUCUUUAAUAUUCCUUGUGCCGUCGCCAAGAAUAUAGAGACACUGAUGAUCGCACGAUUCUUUUGUGGCGUCUUUUCUUCCGCACCAUUUGCUCUCGCUGGUGGAACAAUCUCAGACAUCUGGGAUAACGAAGAGCGUGGAUUCGCCAUUGCCUUGUUCGCUGCUGCACCUUACGGUGGGCCCGUUCUUGGUCCCAUUGUCGGUGGUUUCGUAGGCCAAUCUAUUGGUUGGCGGUGGAUUUUCUGGAUUAACAUGAUCUUUUCCGGAGUUGUCGCUCUCGCAAUUCUUCUCAUUCCUGAGACGUAUGCACCUGUUAUACUGAAGAACCGAGCUGCGAGGUUGCGAAAGGAGACGGGCGAUGAGGACAUUAAGACUGAGCAAGAAUUAUUCCCGAUGUCCAUGUCUGCGCUACUUCAGGAAACACUCAUUCGCCCCUUCGCUAUGCUCGCGACCGAACCAAUCCUGCUUCUGCUCUCGUUAUACAUCUCGCUCGUCUACGGUCUGUUGUAUGCGUUCUUCUUCAGUUUCCCGAUCACCUUCCUUGAAAAUUACCAUUGGAACGAUGGGCAAACUGGUUUGGCAUUCAUCUCGAUCUGGAUCGGUCUUUUCCUGGCGCUUUUCGCUACUCCUCAGCUCGAAAAACGAUACCUUGCUGCCUCUAAGGCCAAGGGUGGAAAGGCUGAUCCGGAAGAUCGUCUACCUGGCAUGAUGAUAGGGGUUUGGUUCAUUCCAAUAUCCUUGUUUAUCUUCGGCUGGACUUCACCGCCUGCCGUUAUGCCUGGAGGCGGUAAUUGGGUUGGCCCUGUCAGUUCUGGUAUUCCAUUUGGCUUUGGCAUGGUCAUUCUUUACUUCUCAGCCAACGCUUAUAUUAUCGACGCAUUCCCUGGAUACGUCGCGUCUGCACUCGCAGCUAAAACGGUUGUCCGUUCUGGUGCCGGAGCGGGUAUUCCUCUGUUCAUCCCAGCUAUGUACCACAACCUUGGUAUCGGUUGGGCCGCGACUACGUGGGCAUUCAUCUCCAUCGCAAUGAUUCCUAUACCUUUCUUGUUUUACUUCUACGGCAAACGUAUUCGUGCUUUGUCGAAACGUGCCGCUCCCGCCUAAAAAUUCGAAUCGCUCAUGCUUCCCACGCCCUCCUUCAUCCCUUCAUUUCAUCCCUUUAUUCCUUCGUCCCUUCAUCACCUUGUCGUGUCAUCCCUUCGUCUAUAGGACCUCUGUUCUCGCUCAGCAAUGCUUCUUUCUCCCUCCAACUUCCAUAGAUGUUUCACGACACAAGCAAUUUGCUCUUCAUCUAAUUAGCCAUACAUUCGUCUACAAUCGCAUACUAGAUCUGCAUUCCAUCGCUAGACAGUCUGACAUCCUCAACUAUCUUAUUGUUUCUUGUUCAAUAUGUAUCAUAAUCACGGGCUCGUGCGGGCAAUACAAAAGUUGUUAAUAAAGACUGAGUGAUUAC
Somion occarium is the source of this 2692-nucleotide messenger RNA. Lineage: Eukaryota; Fungi; Basidiomycota; Agaricomycetes; Polyporales; Cerrenaceae. The record is from the annotation of a GenBank genome assembly.